This is a messenger RNA of Hypoxylon trugodes, 2022 nucleotides long. Its product is annotated as Pkinase-domain-containing protein. Lineage: Eukaryota; Fungi; Ascomycota; Sordariomycetes; Xylariales; Hypoxylaceae. The record is from RefSeq and is a predicted model, not a curated record. Gene Ontology annotation, biological process: regulation of gene expression; protein phosphorylation; signal transduction. The transcript has 3 exons. Bases 511 to 1479 code for a protein of 322 amino acids. Gene Ontology annotation, molecular function: cyclin binding; ATP binding; cyclin-dependent protein serine/threonine kinase activity. Gene Ontology annotation, cellular component: cyclin-dependent protein kinase holoenzyme complex; cytoplasm; nucleus.
CAACUUUCAAUCCUUCAUUCAUCCCAUGCACAUAGCACUUGUAAACUAGAAAUCCCGGCGGUGAACUUUUUUCCAAUAUUUUGCAGUGCUUGAAAUAAUUCACGGUCCCAAUGGAGUUUUAACCAAUUGUGAGAUUGCGCAGAAGUAACUCUGUCCGCUCUCUACUUUUUUUUUUCUCCCUCCCUCCAGUCUCUACCCUUGCAGCCAGCCCAGCCCAGCUGUAUCCGCUGUUAAUUAUCACCGUGAAGUUUUCCUCCCUGCCCACCAUUGCCCCUCGUUUUUUUCAGGCGUUACCCCCCAACCGCCAUCAUCUUAUAAACGCCGAGUAAAUAGCAACCAGCAACCAAGUUCUCUCAGCUUGGCUUGUUGCCAGCGCAGCACCUUUCUAAUUCCAAACCAAUUUGGAAUUUUCGAUACUUACACAACAGCUCUUCCAAUCCAACAUUCCUUUCUUACGUUCCUUCAAUUUGAUUCAAUUCGAUACAUCAAAAGUAGUAGUUGACCGUGAAAAUGGAAAACUACCAGAAGCUCGAGAAGAUUGGCGAAGGCACGUACGGUGUCGUCUACAAAGCCCGAGAUCUGGCCCAUGCCGGUCGCAUCGUCGCAUUGAAGAAGAUUCGCCUCGAGUCCGAGGAUGAAGGUGUCCCUAGUACUGCCAUCCGCGAGAUCUCACUCCUCAAGGAGAUGCGCGACCCCAAUAUCGUGCAACUGUUUAACAUCGUUCACGCCGAGGGUCAUAAGUUGUACCUGGUCUUCGAAUUCCUCGACCUCGAUUUGAAAAAGUAUAUGGAGGCACUUCCUGUCAGUGAUGGUGGACGUGGUCGAGCCUUACCUGAGGGUUCUGGCCCUGAGCUGGGACGUCUUGGUUUGGGUGCCGGUAUGGUCCGACGAUUCAUGAGUCAACUUUGCGAGGGAAUUCGAUACUGCCACAGUCACCGAAUUCUACACCGAGAUCUAAAGCCCCAGAACUUGCUGAUCGAUCGCGAUGGAAACCUCAAGCUUGCUGAUUUCGGUCUGGCUCGUGCCUUCGGUGUCCCUCUUCGAACCUACACCCACGAAGUCGUUACUCUCUGGUACCGUGCUCCUGAAAUCCUGUUGGGUGGCCGACAAUACUCUACCGGUGUAGACAUGUGGUCUGUCGGAUGUAUCUUUGCCGAGAUGUGCACGAGAAAGCCGUUGUUUCCUGGAGACUCAGAAAUUGACCAGAUCUUUAAGACUUUCCGUUUACUUGGAACACCCACCGAGGAAGUAUGGCCUGGCGUGACUUCUUACCCCGACUUCAAGCCGUCUUUUCCUAAAUGGGUGCGCGAUUAUUCGCAGACUCUAUGCUCGAAUCUCAACGACGACGGUCUCGAGCUUUUGGAAGCCCUGCUCGUAUAUGACCCUGCUGGUCGAAUGUCUGCUAAGCAGGCUUGCAACCACCCCUAUUUUAAUGAUCUCCAUCGCCCUACCCGCUAUGGCAGUAACGGAUAUUCUUAAGCCACCUUUCCAUCCAACUAGUACAUGUAUGGGAUGAAGUCCCCCCCACCGGGUCGGAAUAUGCUUAUUCACAUGAAGCAUUAUUCCCGGCUUUCAGGAUAGGGCAACCUAGGCGUUGACCAACGAAUAUAAUUCUACGAAAUACCAUGAUUAAUUCGCCUCCAACCGAGAACCCUCGAUGUAUGCCGCGUAUAGAAUGGUUCGCUCGCCAGGUGAAACCCUUGGCUUUUUCUCAUUUCUCCGAUGUUUUCGCAACCUACGCAGCAUAUGGAACGUGGUUUUACAGGGCGUUGGAAGGGGACCUAGGCAUUUGAGAGGAGUCAGGGUGGAAAUAGGAACUACGCAUGAGAACAAUACUCUUUUUAUUGCUGAGAGCUGCUGAUGCAGCAGUCCGUGAUGCAGAAGCUCUUGGACCUUGCAUUUGAGAGGCCCUUGUUUCCUUUCCCUUUUCUUUUGUCUGAACUUAGUUACUCAACUUAGAGAUGAUGCAUUUUCUCUUUGCAUCUAGGUAGAGCAAUUGAGACUUGUUGCAUUUUCUAAUAA